This is a messenger RNA of Cladophialophora yegresii CBS 114405, 726 nucleotides long. Its product is annotated as phenylacetate 2-hydroxylase. The record is from RefSeq and is a predicted model, not a curated record. The transcript has 2 exons. Bases 1 to 726 code for a protein of 241 amino acids. Lineage: Eukaryota; Fungi; Ascomycota; Eurotiomycetes; Chaetothyriales; Herpotrichiellaceae. Gene Ontology annotation, molecular function: oxidoreductase activity, acting on paired donors, with incorporation or reduction of molecular oxygen; heme binding; monooxygenase activity.
AUGAAAAACCUGCCUGAGCUUCCGGGCGUGCCUAUCUCCAGGAGUCUGCUUCUCCUGGGCAAACACCACGAGAGGAACUGCGCCAGGCUAGCCAAGACAUAUGGCGACGUCUUCCAAGUCGUCUGCCGAACCGCUCAAGGAACUGUGGACCAAGAAUCGAUCAGCACUGAUCUCGCGGCCCAAGACGUGGUCUCCGAGACUCAGGGCGUGUACACGCUCGGCACGUCGCCGUGGAAUGAGUCCGUCAAGAGGGUCCGCAAAGCCGCUGCCACAGCCCUGAAUAGACAGGCCGUCCAGACGUACUUACCGUUCAUCGACCUCGAGUCCACAAGCAGCCUGAACGAGCUGGCUCAGCAGGCGAAGCGAGGUUCCGACAUCGACCCUAACGGGUAUCUCCAGCGGUUCUCGCUCAACAUCAGCUUGACGCUCAACUAUGGGAUCCGGAUCCAGGGCGGCGUGCACGAUCAGACGCUGAACGGGGUGGUUGCCGUGUGGAGAGAGCUCGCGAACAUCCGCGGCGUCGCGCACGGCUGGCAGGACAAUAUCCUUCUGUUGCGACUGUGGCCGGGAUACAAGAAGAACGCGAUCCGCUUCCGAGCCCGACGGGAUGAGUAUAUCUUGCGCUUCUUUGAUGCUCUCAAGGAACGCAUCGCGGCUGGGGCGGCCCACCCGUGCAUUGCGGGUAAUGUGCUCAAGGAUCCAGAGGCGAGGCUGGCUGAAAGUUAG